Messenger RNA from Calliphora vicina (urban bluebottle blowfly), 2245 nucleotides. RefSeq lists its product as uncharacterized. The transcript is spliced from 6 exons. The record is from RefSeq and is a predicted model, not a curated record. Lineage: Eukaryota; Metazoa; Arthropoda; Insecta; Diptera; Calliphoridae. The coding region runs from base 207 to 2204 and encodes 665 amino acids.
UAUUGUCAGAUUGGUAAAUGUUGAGCAUAAAAAUUCAAAUUAUAGAUAUUUCCAAAUUUAUUUACACAUUUGUGUCUCGUACUGUAUUUAUGUAAUUUAAACUAAUAAAAAAUUUGAUGCUGAAAAUAAAAAAAUUUGUUUUAAAUCAAAUAAUAAUUAUUACCGUCUUUUAAAAAUCUCAAUUUGAAAUCGCACAUCAACCGAAUAUGAUCGAAUUAUUGUCAUUACCGCGAAGAGCGAAUCAAAAUAUCUCUAUCCCAAAUAUAAAAAUUCAUUCAGGUCUACCGAUCAACAGUCUACCAGGCUGGGAGCAUAUUCCACUGAAUUCGAAAUUGCCAAUGUUAAAAUGCCCAGGAAAUCAAGUAAUAUUUUCGAAAAAUAAAAUUGGACAAUCGUUAAGACAUUUAAAACAUGAAUUUGAUUCUUCUGGACACGACAAUUUUCCUGAAUAUAAUCAUUUGCAUGAUUCGAAUUUGAAAACAUUCUAUGCCAAUGAAAGAAACUUAAAGCGAUUGCGGAAAAAUGGCGAAAUAACACUGGAUAAUGACGUUAUAUGUAAUUUAAAGGACUUCAAUGAAUAUCGCCAGCAGCUGCAUAAAUCACAAUUGUAUUAUAUACUGCAAGAAAUGAAUCGUUUGGAAGCCGAACAACAUGAUCGCCAAUUAAUAGCUAAUGCUGAGUGCAUAACCAAUCGAGAUCAUCAGAAUCUAUCAGCCCGAGAGCACACUUUUUCGGAGAUUAUACAUCGAAAGUCUUACUUGGACCAACAACGAGCGGAACGCUAUAAAAGAUUAUACGAGAUAACUUUAGAGAAAUUUGCUUACAUACAAAUUAUUCAAACAAUUAACCAGACUGCCAUACAACAUAAGAAAGCCCUACGCCAAUUAAGAUUUCAAAAACAUUCCGAUGUACGGAAUGAUUUGCAGCGCAAACAACUGAUUUCUCUAAAAAAACUUUUUCAAUUUAAAAAAGAACGUUUGCAAAAAAAUCUUUGCAGACUCCGCGAAACUCGACUGCAACGAGAGCAAGACAAACAAACAAAAUCCUGGAAUAAACGCUUAGCAGAAAGAAUUGCCAAUCAGGAGAAGGUGGAAAGAUUACUAGGCCAAGCACAACAGAAAAAGAACUUUUUUAUUCAAAAUCAUAAGCAGAAAUAUCAACAGAAGUGGUCAAAAAUCCAGCAACAAAUUAAAAUGAGAGCUUUAAAGAAUCACAAGAAAAUCAAUAAUUUUCUAAACAAAAGAGAAGAAAACGAAAAGAAAAAUGAGCCGCCAAAAACACCCUUCACUUAUAGUUCCCUGUUUUCUGAAUUUCAGGGAAGUUUCGAAAACCUCUUAGAUAGUGAAGUUUGUAAAGCUUUAAACGCCGCUUUGGAUAUGGAGGAUAACAUCAAAGUACCAUUUGAACCCGAUGAUCCGAUCUACAAAGCAGCACAAUUUAUAAUGCAACAUAUUUUAACAAAAUUCCAUAAAGACUUGUCCACGGACAAAAUGGCUUACAAAAGUGUGCAUGAACGUAUGGAUCAAUUUUUUGAUGAGGCAAAAAAAUUUGUUAUAUUUAGAGCUACUCAAAUUAUAGCUUCAUUUAAAGACCCUUCAAAACAUUUGGGUAGUCAAGCAUUUAGGCGGGGUUCUGUUGGUAGAGUAUCUUUUAGCAAAAUACCUAGUACUAUUGGCAUGUCAAGUUAUCAAAUACACCCUCUUAUUGAAGUUAGAGAAGUUUCAAUCCGGAAGCCGACACCAGCGGGCUCCCUCACAUCUAUAGUUGUCGAUUCCACCACUAGCUUAGUCCAAAAAACCAACUGCAGCAAUUUGUGUCGCAACGAACUAGUCUUUAUCGAACAUUAUGUUACAAAAUUCAAACGAGGACUUAUUGUGGGAAUCGGAAGACGAGUAUUUGCCGCCAUACAAUGUCAUUUUGAACACAAAAUCAUGGAUGUUAGACAGGAGUUGUUGGAUAUCGAUCGUAAAUUUCUGCUUAAUCAAGUCACCAAAUCUAUACUUAGUUACGCGGUGAACUCAUACAAUUUCGAUGCGAUUCUUCAGCUGUGCAUUAGUGCCUUGGCCAGUGAUAUUAUUUGGAAUCUCCAAAAACAAUUAUUGAAACCUGCACAUGAUCGAAGACGUGUUGCAAAGACUUGUAUUAAAUGUAGUUGCAGACAGAAUACCAUCCAUUUGUGCUUGUUUUGUAAUCCAAGAAAAUAAACAAAAUUAUUUAUAUACAUAUAUUUUUUAAAACCCAAUAA